This is a messenger RNA of Metarhizium acridum CQMa 102, 393 nucleotides long. The record is from RefSeq and is a predicted model, not a curated record. NCBI's taxonomy places the organism in Eukaryota, Fungi, Ascomycota, Sordariomycetes, Hypocreales, Clavicipitaceae.
AUGAGAUACAGCCAUACGACUAACCCCGCAGAGCAGUUUUUCUCCAAACUUGACGAGCUCUUCACACAAAGGAAAGGGGCAAGUCAUGGGGCGGUUUAUUUAACUCAGAAGCGCUUGAUGAGCCAUACAGAAGAAGAUACCAUGGAGAAGAGCGAUGCAGGAUCUGAUCAGUAUCCUACAGGUCCCAUGCCCGUCCUCAUCAGAGCGUCAAAUGGGAAAUCAAAAAGAAACAGGUCCGACAAGAUCAAGAUGUCGACAAUAGUGGAACCACAUGAUCUUGACAGCUUCUAUAUUCGGUUUGCUGACAUUUGCAAAUCUGGAAUGGUGGCGCUGAAGCCUAGAGAUCGAAGCAAGAAGAAAGCCAAAGCAAAGAAGAAGAAGGCCGCGUCGUGA